AAUCAGUGGCAGCCGAAGAUGAGUUGUGAGGCGCACUUAGCUAAAAAUAACACGCAUAGGCUCCGGUCCAAGACAGGAUCGACCGGUCGGCCUGUACUCAACGAACCACAUUGGUCGCCAGAUGUUAGCCAGCGGCAAGGUAGACAAGCGACGGUGCGCCUGCGCAGUACAGCGCAUGGUGCCCGCAGGCUGCACGGGAGUGCCGCGGGAGGGGGUCCGCGGGGCGGAGCGCGCUCCAGCCGCAGUGCCUCUCUGGGCCCCGUCGCGAGUGCUCGUCUCAUUGUUACCGCCAGGUGCUUAAUCGUUACUGAGUGGCUAGUGAACUGCUCGCUGGAGUUGACGGUAGUGGGUUGUGAUCCGAACAGUGCAGUGUUGCAGUGGUCCGGAGCAUGCGGGCGCGCUGGCGGCGGCGCUGCGCGGCCGCGGCGCUUCGCUGACCCGAUGCGCGCGCGCACCCGGCGCAACGCGCCGCUGCUGCUCGCGCUGGCCCUCGCCGCUGCACUCGCCGCAGCUCUGCCAUGCGCGGCGGGGGCGGGUGUGUUCGAGCUGCAAAUCCUCGAGUUCUCCAACUACAGGCUUCAGCUCGCGUCAGGGCGCUGCUGCGGGGGUGCUGAAUCCCCUCCCCCACCAUCUGCCUGCUCGAGACCCUGCCGGACGCGCUUUGCUCUCUGCCUUAAGGAGUACCAGUCGGCAGCGGCACCGGGUGCAUGUUCCUUCGGCCGUGCCUCCUCACCCGUGCUUGGCACAGACUCCUUCACGCUCGCCGAUCCGCUCUAUACACUUGCGCUGCCUUUCUCUUUCCGUUGGACGCGCUCAUUCACGUUAAUUCUGCAAGCCUAUGACGAUUACGAGUACGGGACGGGAGUAGAGGGCAGUGAGACUGAAGAAGGAGGGGAGAGUGGACUGAUAGAGGAAGCGUGGUGGUCUGGCAUCGUGGAGCCUGGUGCUGAGUGGCACGCGCUGCGGCAUGCAGGCCGCGGCGCUGCUGUAGCUUACAGGGUACGAGUGCUUUGCAAAGCGAACUACUAUAAUACAACAUGUACCACCUUCUGCCGGCCACGAGACGACAAGUUUGGGCACUACUCUUGUUCCGCACAAGGAGACAAGCGAUGUCUUCCUGGAUGGCAGGGUGAUAACUGCGAGAAACCUGUGUGUAAAGAGGGGUGCCACCCUGCCCAUGGCCGCUGCGAUCAGCCCGGUGAAUGUUUAUGUAGGCCAGGAUGGCGCGGAGAUUUAUGUGCGCAAUGCCAGCCUUACCCGGGCUGUAAACAUGGCUAUUGCAACGGCUCAUCCUGGGAUUGCACUUGUGAUACAAAUUGGGGUGGAAUUUUAUGCGACCAAGAUCUAAACUACUGCGGCACACACGAGCCCUGCCAGCACGGCGGCACAUGCGAGAACACAGCACCAGACCAGUAUCUUUGCACGUGCGCUGAAGGUUUCUCCGGAGUGGAUUGCGAACGUGUGGACAACCCAUGCGCACCGCAGCCGUGUGCGCAUGGUGUCUGUGAACUGAGUGGCGCACCAUCUGGAUUCACUUGCGCCUGCGAACGUGGAUGGACAGGAACGCGCUGCGAUCUAGACGCGGAUGACUGUGCCUCGGCCCCAUGUUUACACGGUGGGGUUUGCCGAGAUCGUCUGGACGCAUUUCAAUGUGAUUGCACGUCGGGCUGGCGUGGCCCCACUUGUGCCGAGGAUGUAGACGAAUGCGCUGAAGUGACAGCUGGUCCUGAAGGCGCAGUGGGUCCCUGCGUUAACGCAGCCGCUUGCAAUAACACGGCGGGCGGUUACUCCUGCACUUGUCUAGCCGGCUGGACGGGACGCGAUUGUGAGCAGAAUGUGGACGAUUGCACUGGCCAAUGUCUCAAUGGUGCAACCUGUAUAGAUCUGGUGGACGACUUUCACUGCGCAUGCGCAGCGGGAUGGGCUGGGCGCACUUGUGCUCGGGAUGUCGACGAUUGUGCAUCGCGACCCUGUCGCAAUGGCGGCGAGUGUGUUGAUCUGCUGGAUGCGUACCGUUGCAUUUGCCCCGUUGGGUUCUCCGGCCUAGACUGCGAGCUUGCCUCCUGCUUGGGACGCUACUGUGCGGACGAUCGCGAUCAUUGCGCUGGCUCACCUUGCGGUAACGGUGCACCGUGCUACACAGCGCAGAGUGACUACUACUGCCACUGCUCUCCUGGUUGGACCGGGAAGAACUGUACCCAGCGCGCAGCACGGGAUCCUGCCUUAAGUAUAAUUAAUGAGUGUGUGCCGAAUCCUUGCCAAAAUAAUGGGACGUGUACAAGCGGACCUACUGGUUUCUCGUGCGCCUGUCGCGAUGGCUGGACUGGUGAGACCUGUUCGGUGCUUGAGCCUCCCCGGUGUGAGACACAUUGCGCCAACGGCGGUACUUGUGCCCGUCUUCCUGCGCAGGCGUCGUCUGCGCCACUGUCUCGUUGCGUUUGCGCUCCGGGAUGGGCAGGCGCAUCUUGUGACCAGUCCAUUACUCCACCGCCACAGUUACCACCAGCGCCAGCGGUCUCCGCAGUAGCUGCAGUAAGCGAGGCUGGCUGCUCAUGUCAACAUGGUGGCACAUGCGUCUCCGUCGAGGGGGUAUGGGCUUGUGCAUGUCGUGGUGGAUGGGGUGGACCGCGAUGUGAACGUGCAGCGGACGGUUGCGCAUCGAAUCCCUGCCGACGCGGUGCUCGCUGCGUGGGUGGCGCGGGUUGGUGGGCUUGCGAGUGUGCACCAGGCUGGGCCGGACCAGAUUGUUCUACGCCGCUCUGCGACCCGCCCUGUCCGACACCUGCAAUUUGCGCACCAGCCGCUUCAGCUGCUCGUUGCGUGUGUCCAUCACCUCCAGCGCGCCUCGCCAGACGCUGCUUGGAACUAAUAGCUGGUCUUGGCGAAGAGAGCGGUGAAGUAACAGAAGUAGUUGAAGGGGGCUUGGAAACGUUAGGAGCUGGAGUAGGCGGCACAGCAGGUUCAGUCGGAGAGUGCGGUGCGGAUAACGGCACUUGGUGGUGGGGCUGCAACGCAUGCCGAUGCGUCUCGGGAGCACCCGCUUGUACACGACUAUGGUGCGGAUUGCCUGAUUGUCUCGCUUCACCGGGUCAAACUGCCCCGCCCUGUCGCGCAGAUGAAGUCUGUGUGCCAGCUGCACCAGCACUUUGCUUGAGGCCACCUUGCGCGCCUUUAGGCGAGUGUCGGCGUGUGGCAGGGCGGCGCGUGGAACCUCCUGCAUUACCAGCGCCAUCUUCCUGCUGGCCUGGUGCUCGCGGCCCCCCACCGCCGGGUUGCGCUCGAGCUGAACUACGCCUAGCACGUGAAAGACUAGCGCGUGGCGCUCAUGUGGAACGUGCGUGUUCAGCAUUGCGGCGUGCCCUGGCAGCUGCACUUGCGGACCGCAUGCCACCCGCUCCACCGCUCACUUUACUCUGUGAUCUCGCACCUGAUGAUGACGACGCCCUUGACUUGGCAAUUUGGGCUGGCGAGGAGGAAAGCAGAGAGGCCCCGAGUGACGAAGAGAAUAGCGCUGUGUCAAGUGCUAUACGCGCUCUAAGCGAACUGGUGUCGCGGCGUCGACUAGCGCAUCAUGCAUUGCUGGGAGCAGCACUGCGAUUGCGUCUCCACCCGCAUGCACAACCCGCUACGCCACCCGCCGCUCAACCUGCUGCUGCACCACCAGCCUCAUCCUCAACUGCCAACUCCGGCGCUCUGCUAGCCCUAGCAGCCACUGCACCGCUGUUACUUUUAGGUGCCGCCGUGGCCGCGUUCCUGUUGAUACGACGCCGACGAACAGCUGCAGCUGCCGCGGAAGAACGCUCUCGACGCCACGACGAGGAGAAAUCGAACAACCUGCAGAACGAAGAAAACUUGCGACGCUACGCAAACCCGUUGGGCGGGACUACUGGUACUGUUGCUGGGCGCGAGACAGAUUCUUUGCCGCGAGCGCACUCUCUCUACAAGGCUCAAAAUGCAGAUGCGAGGAAUAACACACCACCACGGGACAAGGAGCUGACGAAACGUGCACUACCACCUCAUCCGCAUCCGCACCCACCUCCCGAACGACUCACCUCGUGCAUUUUAUCGGGCUGGUUUUCUUUUAGACGUAAGGGUCUACUUCCUGGCUUCACAGCUAGUCCUGCGCCACACAAAAAUGGUGGACUUGUGCAUGUGAGCGUGUGCUGUCGCGCCAUGUCCGGCGGCGCGUGCGUGUCGGUGCGGCGCGCGCACGCGGCGGCGCUUUUCGCUUGUGGCGUGCUGCUGCUGCUGCUGCUCGCCGCGCGCGCGCCCCCACCACCCGUUCCCCGACCGGCACCCGCUUCCGCACCUAUAACGCAGAGUGACGUCAACACGACGAGCACUCGCCCCCGCGUUCGCCCGCCGGACAACAUUACGCGCACGACACCCCCGCCCCCGCCGCACUCCUCCCAGCGCACUGCCACCGGACCGCAUAUUCAGCUCGUCAGCGACUUGUACGAGGCAGGACACGAACGCCCGCACCCUGAAUUAUGUCCCGCACUCGGCGCGCACAUCAAGGUACUCAUCAUGGUCACGUCUGCUCCGAACCACACGCGAGCCAGAGAUGCCGUCCGUCUCACUUGGGGCCAUUACGCGGCGCGACGCGACAUAGCCUUCGCCUUCGUUCUGGGAAGAGCGCCUGAAUCUCUGCGUGCCGCUUUAGACGCUGAAGACGCGCUCUACGGAGACCUCGUGGUGGGCCGCUCGUUAGACUCCUAUUCUAACUUAACGUUGAAGACCGUGUCGUUACUGGAAUGGGCAGACACGUACUGUCCACGCGUGCCGCACUUACUCAAGACAGACGAUGAUAUGUUCAUCAAUGUGCCGCGGCUGCUACGGUUCGCAGCAGCCCGCGCGAACGCGACGAACACAAUCUGGGGCAAGGUUAUCAAGAAAUCUCUACCGAAGCGCACAACGAAGUCGAAGUAUUACGUGUCGCCCGCACAGUUUCCGGGUAAAGUGUUUCCAGAAUUCGCCACGGGCCCCGCGUACUUAGUGACUCGCGAUACAGCGCGAAAAUUGUUGGCGGCAGCACCGAAAGCUCCAUACUUACGUUUGGAAGAUGUCUUCCUAACUGGCGUGCUGUCAGCAAAGCUGGGUGUGCGCCGCGUACAUGCCCCCGAAUUCUACAACAAAAAAGUAGCAGCACAUCCGUGCGCCGUCCAGCGUGCUAUCUCGAUACACAUGGUGCAGUUCCACGAACAAUUCGACCUUUGGCGGAAGCUACUCGACGGCAAAACGAAGUGCGCCGGUUAA
Molecule: messenger RNA, 5256 nt
Organism: Leptosia nina
Lineage: Eukaryota; Metazoa; Arthropoda; Insecta; Lepidoptera; Pieridae
Source: the annotation of a GenBank genome assembly